AUGAAGUUCGUCUCAGCUUUCGUUGCUGCGUUGGCCGCUUUAGCGGUCGUGUCCUCCGCAGACUCCACUGAUGCUGUAGAGCGCAGGCUUAUCCUCGGCGGAACCACGGUACCCAAGGGCAGGAAGACCUACUAUGCUGGUAUGCGCAAAACGGCGGAGGGCAAGAACUUCUGCGGCGGUACCCUCAUCAGCCCCAUCCACGUGCUCACUGCCUCGCACUGCGUCACGUACGACAUCCGCUGGGUCUCGAUCGGCUCGCACUAUAACAAUGGCACCCAGGACGGAGAGCAGAUCAAGGUCGUGUCGGUGAUGAACCACCCAAAUUUCACUGAGGCGUUGAAAUUCUCCAACGACUUUGUCAUUUUGGAGCUGGAGGUCGCGUCGACGAUCACGCCUGCGAAAUUAGCCAAGGCCGACGACUCUGAUUUCAAGGACGGCGCCACAGUGACAACCGUGGGAACUGGACGUCUGUCGGAGGGCACGACGGCGCUAGCAGGUCACGAGCUGCAGCGUGUGGAUUCGACGCUGAUCACUAACGAAAAAUGCGCCGAGUACGGCAAGAUUACAGUGGACGACUCUAUGAUUUGCGUGGGUGGACAGAUCAGCAUGGGCUACUGCGACGGUGACUCGGGUGGCCCGGCCUUCAUCGAGUACUCCGACGACGAUGCCGACGACGUAGUGGUUGGAGUGGUCAGCUGGCGCAAUUGGCGCGAUGGUGAAGUAUGCGGCCGCGGAAAGAGUUUGCCAAUGUUGUACUCACGCGUCUCGUACGCUCGGUCUUGGAUCGAUCCCAUUAGGAAGUCCUCGUGCUUCGAAUAGGCUAGAUAAAGUGCCAGGAGUGUUGGACCAUAAUACAGUUUUUUCAUAG
Messenger RNA from Phytophthora nicotianae INRA-310, 868 nucleotides. RefSeq lists its product as hypothetical. The record is from RefSeq and is a predicted model, not a curated record. NCBI's taxonomy places the organism in Eukaryota, Oomycota, Peronosporomycetes, Peronosporales, Peronosporaceae. The transcript has a single exon. The coding region runs from base 1 to 819 and encodes 272 amino acids. Gene Ontology annotation, molecular function: serine-type endopeptidase activity. Gene Ontology annotation, biological process: proteolysis.